Eurytemora carolleeae is the source of this 2576-nucleotide messenger RNA. It is a transcript of the gene Sec23, whose product is annotated as protein transport protein Sec23A. NCBI's taxonomy places the organism in Eukaryota, Metazoa, Arthropoda, Copepoda, Calanoida, Temoridae. Gene Ontology annotation, molecular function: GTPase activator activity; zinc ion binding. Gene Ontology annotation, cellular component: endoplasmic reticulum exit site; COPII vesicle coat. Gene Ontology annotation, biological process: intracellular protein transport; endoplasmic reticulum to Golgi vesicle-mediated transport; COPII-coated vesicle cargo loading. The transcript has 15 exons. The record is from RefSeq and is a predicted model, not a curated record. Bases 17 to 2359 code for a protein of 780 amino acids.
AUUUGAAAUCAGUAAUAUGUCUACAGCGCAGUCCUACCAGGACUUCAUCCAGGCUCAAGAGGACAGGGAUGGAGUUAGGGUCAGCUGGAAUGUUUGGCCGAGUAGUAGACUAGAGGCAACCAGGAUGGUUGUCCCCCUGGCUACUCUGUAUACCCCCCUGAAGGAGAGACCUGAUCUACCUCCUAUAACCUACGAUCCUGUAACCUGUGCCCGUCAGACUUGCAAAGCUGUUCUCAAUCCUAUGUGCCAGGUUGAUUUCCGAGCUAAACUUUGGGUGUGCAACUUUUGUUUCAACAGGAACACUUUCCCGCCCCAGUACAGUGCAAUAUCGGAGCAGAACCAACCUGCUGAACUCAUCCCUCAGUUCAGUACACUAGAGUACACAAUUACUAGAGCUCCGGUUAUGCCCCCCGUAUUUCUGAUGGUUGUGGAUACAUGUGUUGACGAGGAGGAGUUGAAAGCUCUGAAAGAAUCUCUUCAAAUGUCUCUCUCCCUAUUGCCUCCGAAUGCGCUCAUUGGUUUGAUCACCUAUGGAAAGAUGAUUCAGGUUCAUGAGCUCUGCUGUGACGGGAUCAGUAGAUCCUAUGUUUUCAGAGGAACCAAGGACUACACUGCCAAGCAGGUUCAAGAAAUGCUUGGAACUUCAAAGGGCCAUGGAGCGGCUCCCGGUGGAGCUCCUGGACAGCCUCGAGGUCCCGGAGGUCCUAUGGGACCCGGAGGACAACCACUACCUCCGGCAAACAAGUUUCUUCAGCCAGUUCAUAAAUGUGAUAUGUCCCUGACUGAUCUACUUGGAGAACUACAACGAGAUCCUUGGCCCGUCAAUACUGGGAAACGUCCUCUGCGUUCUACAGGAGUGGCUCUCUCGAUUGCUGUUGGUUUAUUAGAGAGCAGUUAUCCUAACUGUGGAGGACGGAUAAUGUGUUUUGUUGGAGGAUCUUGCUCCCAGGGACCAGGACAGGUUGUUGAUGAUGAGCUAAAGCAUCCUAUUCGUUCUCACCACUCUAUAGAGAAGGAUGAGGCCAAGUUCUUGAAGAAGGCGACUAAGCACUACGAGGCCUUGGCUAAGCGUGCAGCUGAGAACGGUCAUGCAAUUGAUCUUUACAGUUGUGCUCUAGAUCAGACAGGAUUACUGGAGAUGAAAUCUUGUUGUAAUCAGACCGGAGGUUUCAUGGUUAUGGGAGAUUCAUUCAACUCUGCUCUCUUUAAGCAAACAUACCAGAGAGUCUUCUCCAAGGACGCAAAAGGAGAGUUUAAGAUGGCCUUCAAUGCCACCCUUGACAUUAAGUGCUCCAGAGAGAUCAAGAUUAGUGGCAGUAUUGGUCCCGCCGUCUCCGCGAACAAGAAGGAUCAGAGUAUCUCUGAGGUUGAGAUCGGAGUAGGAAACACUAGCUCCUGGAAGUUCUGUGCUCUCAAUCCCUCCACUACAUGCGCCACGUUCUUCGAGGUGACGAACCAGCAUGGAGCUCCUAUACCUCAGGGAGGCCGGGGCUGUCUACAAUUUAUUACAACAUAUCAGCAUGCUAACGGACAACGGAGAGUGAGAGUCACAACUGUCGCUAGGAACUGGGCUGACCCCGCCACCGCCCUGCCUCAUAUCGCCGCUAGUUUUGAUCAAGAGGCGGCGGCAGUAUUGAUGGCUAGAAUGGCGGCAUGGCGAGCGGAGAGUUCUGAAGAAGGAGCGGAUGUAUUAAGAUGGGUUGACAGGAUGUUAAUCAGACUCUGUCAGAAGUUCGGAGAAUAUAACAAGGAUUCUCCUGAUAGUUUCCGUCUACCGGAGAAUUUUUCUCUUUAUCCUCAAUUUAUGUUCCAUCUUAGAAGAUCACAAUUUUUACAGGUGUUCAAUAAUUCUCCGGAUGAAACAACAUUCUACCGAGGUUGUUUGAACAGAGAAGAUCUUACUCAAUGCCUAAUCAUGAUCCAACCCAUCCUUUACAGUUACAGUUUCCAGGGUCCCCCCGAACCUGUACUACUGGAUACAAGUAGUAUCCAGCCUGAUCGGAUCCUUCUCUUGGAUACUUUCUUCCAGCUUCUCAUCUUUCACGGAGAAACUAUUGCUCAGUGGAGAGCUGCAGGAUACCAGAAUCAGCCUGAGUAUGCGAACUUUAAACAGCUCCUUGAAGCUCCUAUUGCAGAUGCUCAGGAGGUUCUUCUGACAAGGUUUCCUGUUCCUCGAUAUAUUGAUACCGAGCAGGGUGGAAGCCAGGCUAGAUUUCUUCUGUGUAAGGUAAAUCCUAGUCAGACCCACAAUAACCAGGGUUGGGGUGGAGCUGAUGGAGCUCCUGUUCUAACGGAUGAUGUUAGUCUUCAGGUUUUUAUGGAACAUUUGAAGAAGCUUUCUGUAUCCUCUCAAGCUUAAAAGGAUGGGUACAUGCCAUGGUUCUCCUUGGAGGAAAAUUGCUGAGAAGAGAGAUGCUGUAUUCCUGCUAAGAAGCAUCUGACCAUUCAGUCCUUUAACAAUUAUGUACUAUGUGAUAACUUAAUAGUAUACAGUUUUAAUAUGCUUUUAUUUAUUUGAAUAAUUCAAGAUUAUAUAAAAUUUAUAAUUUGAUGUUUUGAUGAAGUUUUAUUUCAGA